Molecule: messenger RNA, 1220 nt
Organism: Nicotiana tabacum (common tobacco)
Lineage: Eukaryota; Viridiplantae; Streptophyta; Magnoliopsida; Solanales; Solanaceae
Cellular component (GO): chloroplast
Source: RefSeq, a predicted model, not a curated record
UAAAACGUUUGUGGGCUGAAGAAGGCAAGUGGGGGAAGAUGGCUAUGGCUGUAGCAUGGUCAUCUUCCAUUUCACCGUACACAUUCAUUAAUGCUACUCCAAAGCGCUGCUAUGCCAUUUCUCAAGCUACUGACUUGCCAACAACAAGUAGUACAACAACCACUUCUUCCGCCAUUCGCCCUGCUGUUAUUCUUCCGGGGUUAGGGAACAACUCAAAUGACUAUGAGAAGUUGGCUCUUAUACUGAAAGGCUAUGGAGUGCCAACAGCAAUAGCAAAAGUUUCAAGAAUUGAUUGGCUGAGGAAUGCUGCUGGUUUAUUGGACUCAAAUUAUUGGCGUGGCACUCUUCGUCCUCGGCCAGUGCUUGAUUGGUACUUGGAAAGAAUUGAUGAAGCCGUGAGUGAAGCAAAAGAAUUGGCUCAAGGUGGGAAUGGAACUUUAUCUUUUAUAGGGCAUUCAGCUGGAGGAUGGCUCGCACGUGUCUAUUUGCAGGAAUUUGGCUUCUCAGAUAUUUCCUUGUUACUGACUCUAGGAACCCCCCACCUGCCACCACCUAAAGGUUUGCCAGGAGUAAUUGAUCAAACAAGAGGCCUCUUGUAUUACGUUGAAGAGCAUUGUGCAAAAGCUGUCUAUUCUCCACAACUUAGAUAUGUAUGUAUUGCAGGGAGGUAUAUUCAAGGGUCUCGUUUCCUUGGUUCAAGUUCAACAUACAGUUCUGAAGUGGAAGCUAGUGUUGCCCAGCCAACGUCAGAGGUUGCUGCUGUAAGCAACACAAAUCCAGAAACAGCUUCGACUUUCCGUGCACGGUUUGUUGGUCAAGGCUACAAGCAGGUUUGCGGCCAGGCAGAUGUCUGGGGUGAUGGAGUUGUGCCAGAAGUCUCAGCUCAUCUGAAAGGUGCACUUAAUAUCACUCUGGAUGGAGUUUACCAUUCCCCUGUUGGCUCUGAUGAUGCUACUAGACCAUGGUAUGGUUCUCCUGCUGUUGUCGAACAAUGGAUCCGACACAUGCUUGUCUGAUUAUAUAGUUCUCAUGGUAAAUAUUAGGCAAAUUUACCCUAUUAUUUGUGGCAAAUGGAGAACAUUGUUCAUCAGAAUGCAUUAUUUGUGGCAAAUGGAGAACAUUGUUCAUCAGAAUGCAUUAUUUGCGACAAAUGGAGAACAUUGUUCGUAAUCACAAUGUGAGCCAAUUAAUGAGAUCUUCCUCAAGCCUGUUAUGAAUUA